AUGUCGUAUUCGCUCCAACGAUUUGAUUUUGGAGACAAUUCAUGUUACACUGACCAGGUGACAAUUCCAAAAAGCAAAUUCAGUCUAUUUUUCCACUCGACUGGAGAUUACAAAAGCGACUCGAUAUUUGUUCAGUUGGUUGGAGGGAAUACGAACAAGCGUGUGAUUGCCUCUGUAAUUGGCCCAAACAACACCGAAGACACCAUAAUAAUUCCAAAGUUAUUAUUUCCUUUAGAAGAGACUUCGGUAUCUAUGAAGCGUGUUGAUUUAGAACAACUUACUUCCAUGACAAUAGUCCCAUCAAACAAAGAGUGUUAUUUCAUCGAAGACAUAUUAAACAUUAUCAAGUCACAAUUGCGCUUUGCGCGAAGUGUGUAUGAAGGGAUGGAGUUCUCAGUUAAUGUCAUCACAGACAAACGAGUGGGGUUACUUAAGAAAGCAACUUUUCUUGUGAAGUCGACGGUACCUAAGAAUGAAGCUUAUAUCUCAUUAAGAGACGUAGAGUAUACAAUCCAUUAUGAUCCAGUCGACGCAAAGAAUAUGGAAAUUGAAGACUCAGUGUAUUCCUUUGUCGAUGAUUUGGACAAAGCGAGUCAAAGCGACAAGUCAGAAAGUCCGAGUGACAACGACGCGACCAAACAGAAGUGUCAAUUUUGUGGGAAUUCUGUGAAUACAAAAAAUUUCCAAAUGCAUCAAAUUCAGUGUAAAAAGGUAAAUAUGGUGUGUCCAACAUGCCAUAAAGUUCUACUUGUCAAAAACUACGAAAAACACCAAGAAACUCACACAUUCAUUUCAUGCCCGUUUUGCAAAUAUCGCGUCGCUCGAUGCGAUCUUUUAAAACACAUUGGGGAAGACGGAAGUUGUGAAAAGAAGACGGAGAAGUGUCGGAAGUGUGGGAUGUACUUCCCGAGUAACGAACUCAAAACACACAAGUUCUUGUGUGAUAUGGGAAUCAAUGAGUCUGAGGAAUAUAUCAAACAAGAGUCAACCAAAAUAGGAGGGGAAGUCAAAGAAGAAAAAAUCGAGAGA
Messenger RNA from Entamoeba invadens IP1, 1029 nucleotides. RefSeq lists its product as hypothetical. The annotation marks the transcript as partial. NCBI's taxonomy places the organism in Eukaryota, Evosea, Mastigamoebida, Endamoebidae. The transcript has a single exon. The record is from RefSeq and is a predicted model, not a curated record.